UUUCAUAGUAAGAAGGGAAAUUUGUUAAACGCGCAUGAGCAGAAAUGGAAAGCGUAGUUGCGCGGGUCUCGUAGCCGAUAGGUAUCGGUGGUUGUAAUAGGUGGCAAGAGUGGGGAGCAGGGAGGAUAGAGCCAGCGGCGAAAGGUGGGAGUGAGAUAGUGAGUGGCGGGGGGAAAGAGAGAGAGUGGGAGAGAGUGAGGUGACGGUUAAGAAGGAGAGGUGCGUGCUCCGAGGUGUCGCGCGGUCGACAUAGAGAAGUAGUGGGGAUGUUACUCCGCGCGAGAAACGGAUCCCGCGGCAGUACGUCGGCGUAGCUCGAGCGGCUCGGAGCUGGUCGGUCCGAGGGAAUUAAAUUCGUCCAUCGGUCUUUGACCCACGACUAAGGCUUUUUUAAACAUAUCAAGUAGCGCGCUUAUCACAGGAAUCUUUGGUUGUUUUUUUUUUUUUCCCCUAAAACAAGUACAAUUAAAUCAAUCGAGUUUAACGGGAUUGUUGUCAGUGUGUUUGUACGUAACAACGACGCGAUAGUGGUGUUGGUGUUAAAGGUUUAUACGAAUUUUUAUCUUUUUUCUUUUUUUCUAUCCUAUUCCUUUUCUUCCUUCCUUUCCUUAUUUCUUUAUUUCGUUUUCCUAUCAUUUUCUUUUUUUCAAUCCUUUAUUUCAAUCUUUCCCUCUCUCUCUCUUUUUCUCUCUCUCUUUCUCUCUCUUUCUCUCCCUUUCUCUUUUAUAUAUAUAUAUAUAUAUAUAUAUAUAUAUACAUACACACACUCUUCAUCUUCCUCAGCAUCAAUCGAGCUUUACAACCCUUUGGGAGAAAAGCAAGCGCUCGCGUACAUAACCUGUACGUCCAAUGAUUCUCCCUCAGUUUUUCGCUUUGUUGUUACAAGGGGCCGAUUACACAUUGGUUUACGAUGUUCCUUGAUUAUUAUUCAAUAUAUUACGAGAUUAUUUUCAUUUGGUACAUUUAUUAUUCAGUGAAAGAUAUUGAACAUCGAAGUUAAGCCAAGUGUAUUUAAGACGAAGGAGAAAGAGAAAGAGAAGGAGGAAGGGGUGGAAGGAGACGAAGAGGAAGAAGAGAAAGAGGAAGAGGAUAAGGAAGAAGAAGAAGAAGAAGAUAGGACCAGUAUCAGAACUCACCACCAUAACCACCACCACCACCACCACCACCACCACCACUAUCAUCAUCAUCAUCAUCAUCAUCAAUACCGUACCUGUUAUCUCAUCUUUAUUGAACACCAUCGUCAUUAUAAUUAUCAUCGUCGUGAUCAUCGUCACGCUAAGCGCAAGAAAAGCAUACGUCGUGUGUGUCCACGGCCUAGUGACCUGACCUUGAGUCGGCCCGACCAGGAAUUUCAAGAAUGUGAACGAUCAAACUUAAUGCAAAUGCCCAACAAGGCACGGCCUCGUCGUGAGUGGUCUACCCUGUCCCCCAUAGAUGUCUUGUGGAUGCCCCGCUCCGCCAUGAGGCCGGCCGAGGGCGACACAUCGGAUUGCAUAUUAGUUGUCGGUAUUUCAAGGCCAAAGAUGGCCGCGGCAUUUCUCUCGGUCGCCCUAUUGUCCCUCUUCCUAACAUUCCACGUACUUUAUGACAGCGCAGUUUACAGUUUACACGCAGCCUCGGCAGUAGAAGGACGUGCGGUUGAAUUGGUAUCCCAGGUUCGUGCAACCCCACCACUUUUGUUCUCCAGUAAGGUCCAUUAUCCGCGUACGAGCCGUCAUUUACCACAAGCUAUCAUUAUUGGCGUGAGGAAAUGUGGAACGAGGGCGUUGUUAGAGAUGCUUUACCUUCAUCCACAAAUACAAAAGGCAUCCGGCGAGGUACAUUUCUUUGAUCGUGACGAUAAUUACGGGAAGGGACUCGAAUGGUAUCGUAGGAAAAUGCCCUAUUCCUUUAAAGGUCAAAUUACCAUCGAGAAGAGCCCAAGUUAUUUCGUUACGCCAGAGGUACCAGAGAGAAUACGAGCCAUGAACGCCAGCGUAAAGUUAUUAUUGAUCGUGAGAGAACCCGUUACCAGAGCCAUAUCGGAUUACACUCAAUUACGUAUCCAUGCUGCUACUGCUUCGACCUUGAUUAGCAACAGCAAUAACAACAAUAAUAAUAAUAAUAACAAUAACAACAACAACAACAACAACAGCAAUGGCACCUCGUCGUCACGUAACAACUUUAUCAACAAUCAACUAUCCCAACAAGUUCAGGCAACCCGUACCUUCGAGGAAUUGGUGAUACGUCCUGAUGGUACCAUCAACGAAUCCUACAGGCCAGUCGCCAUUUCGCUCUAUCACACUUAUAUGCACCGUUGGUUAGAGGUAUUUACAAGAGAACAAAUAUUGGUUGUGAACGGUGAUCAAUUGAUCGAAGAUCCAGUUCCGCAAUUGAGAAGGAUCGAGAAUUUUCUAGGUUUAGAACCGAGAAUAGGUAGGCACAAUUUUUACUUCAAUCACACUAAGGGCUUCUAUUGUCUAAGAAACGAAACGUCGGAAAAAUGUUUGAGAGAGAGCAAAGGUCGUAGACAUCCAAGAGUCAGUCCGGUUGUUGUCACCAAACUUAGAAGGUUCUUCAACGAACAUAAUCAACGCUUUUACGAACUCGUUGGCGAAGAUCUCGGCUGGCCCGAGGAAUAGCCAUCGUAGAUAUUUUCGAUUUAAUGUUCGUUCUUUGAUUAUUUACAACGUGUUCUCUCUCUCUCUCUCUCUCUCUCUCUCUCUCUCGCUCUCUCUUUUUCUUCUUUUUUUCUUCUUUCUUUUCAUAUUUAAUUGAACGCUAUCGUCUAAUUGCGAUAAUCUAAUUACGGUAUAUAUGUAUAUAUAUAUCGUAUAUCUGUUAUCAUGUUCUCUAUAAGUCGUUUUAUAAAAGAUCAAUGAAACAAAAGUCAAUCCGUCUUGUCGGAGCUUUAAAAUUUUUAAGAUCGUAAGAGAAAGAACAUCGUCAUAGGUAUGUAUUAUCUGUAUGACAAAAUUAUAAAGCGUUCAUCGAUCGAUUCAAAAGAUGUAAUUUCUCGCUGGCGAGGAAAAAAAAACGAACGCUGUAAAUAAAUAAUACUUAUCGUGUGACGAUAGUUAUCGAACGAUCUCGUUGAUCGUAAACGAGAGUACGUGAUAAGUUUCGAGAGAAAAAAAAAAAAAAAAAAAAAAGAAAAGAGAGGAAUCUCCGAUUCGAAGAUGGACGACAUCACGUGACCGUAUUCACGUGACCAAUCUAUAGAGCCACGUGACUUUUAUUCCGAUCCCACGAACCAGAACGGCGUUCGCCAUUUUCACAUUCAUCCAAAGACAUAAUUCUAAUGUGCGGCGUAUCUGAUCGUCACGUUGACAAAAUGAGAUUCUUUUUCUUUCCUUUUCUUUUUUUUUUUUUGAUUGAUAAUUUGAAAAAAGAAAAAAGGAAAAAUAAUGAAUCGCAUCGAGUUCAUUCUAAAAAGAAACUAGCCAAACUAAUUAAUUAACAUACAUGGUUAUGUUGUACGAGAAGAUUCCGACAAGAUGGACGACACGUCACGUGACCAAAUAAACCAUAUGAUUCGGACGCCAUAAUGACGUCCAUCUUAACGUUCAUUCAGACCAUGACGUAGUGGACUUUUUUUCAUUGAUUAAUUCAAUAAAAAGAAAAAAAGAAAAGAAAAACAGGAAAAACGAAAAAGAUCAAAGAAAAAGUGGGAGAGAGAGAGAGAGAGAGAAAGAGAAAGAUAGAGAUAUAGAGUGAAAGAGAAAGAGAGAAACGUAAUUUUUAAUCAAGAACGAACGUUGGGGUCAGGAUUAAAUACUUCCAUCAUACUUUGACAUUGGUGGUAUCAAAAAGAAAAGAAAAAAAAAAAGAAGAAAAGAGAAAGAAAAAAAAGAAACAAUACGGUGCUAAUGUACUUCCUACGAUGAUCCUUCGAAUAUUUUUAUUUUUCUUUUUCAUCUUUUUUUCUUUUUUUUUUUUUUUUUGUUCUCUCCUUUACACUUCUCCAACCGAGCGUAUAUAAAUACGAUUAAUAUUGAAGGAUUGAAAGUGUUCGUCACGAUUUCGUGUUCGAUUCAGAGAUUUCAUAUAAUUUUUCUACAUCACUAUCACCCCAUCCCUCAAUAUGCAUAUCAUUUCUUCCUUAUCACACGCUUACAUCUUUCCACGAUCGUUUCAAAAAUUAACACUUAAAUGAAUUUAAUUUAAUUGAAAUCGUAUUACUCUGUUAAUGCAUUACAUUUUCGCGAAAUUUUUCAAUCGGGAAUGAUUAAUUAUUGGUAAAAGAAAAAAAGAAAAGAAACAAAUUACGAAUAGGGGAUUGCUGCAGUUGGAGGAAAAAAAAAGAAGAAAACAAAAAAAAAAGAAAAGAGAACAAAAAUUAUAUAUAUAUAUAUAUAUAUAUAUAUAUAUAUAUAUUUAGUUAGAAAACGAUUGAGGAUUAAAAUUGUGAGUGGCUCGUUUGAGAAACUUGUUAAAAGCUGUAGAACACGCGCCGUUAAAUCGAGGAUAUGCGAUUUAACUAAUCUGGGAAACUGAUCUAGGAAAAGCAGAAAGAGACAGAGACAGAGUUAGAGAUAGAGAUAGAUAUAGAUAUAGAGAUGGAGUUGGAGACGGAGAUGGAGAAUGCUGGAUAAAUGGCAGCCAUCUUUGCACUGGCGCCAUUAUUAUCAGUGAAUCUCGACAAAUCCUCUUUCUUUCUCUCUCUCUCUCUCUCUCUCUCUGUCUGACUCCUUGACUUUCAACAUGAACGAAUAGCAAUGAGAAAGCAAACAAAAUUUUCUCUCAGUUUCGUUAAAUCGUCUACGUAAAUGCAUAAAA
Messenger RNA from Vespa mandarinia (Asian giant hornet), 4758 nucleotides. RefSeq names its product Heparan sulfate 3-O sulfotransferase-A (gene Hs3st-A). Gene Ontology annotation, molecular function: [heparan sulfate]-glucosamine 3-sulfotransferase activity. The record is from RefSeq and is a predicted model, not a curated record. NCBI's taxonomy places the organism in Eukaryota, Metazoa, Arthropoda, Insecta, Hymenoptera, Vespidae.